AUGGUGUCCUGGAUCAUCUCUCGCCUGGUCGUGCUCAUCUUUGGCACCCUGUACCCCGCUUAUUCUUCCUACAAGGCCGUGAAGACAAAAAACGUGAAGGAAUAUGUGAAAUGGAUGAUGUACUGGAUCGUGUUUGCCUUCUUCACCACAGCCGAGACUCUCACGGAUAUAGUGCUCUCCUGGUUCCCAUUCUACUUUGAGCUCAAGAUUGCCUUUGUGAUAUGGCUGCUGUCCCCUUACACCAAGGGCUCCAGUGUGCUCUACCGCAAGUUUGUGCACCCAACACUGUCCAACAAGGAGAAGGAGAUCGAUGAGUACAUCACGCAGGCCCGAGACAAGAGCUAUGAGACCAUGAUGAGGGUGGGCAAGCGGGGCCUGAACCUGGCCGCCAAUGCCGCAGUCACAGCUGCUGCCAAGGGCCAGGGGGUGCUGUCAGAGAAGCUCCGAAGCUUUAGUAUGCAGGACCUGACUCUGAUCCGGGACGAGGAUGCGCUGCCCCUGCAGGGGCCUGAUGGCCGCCUCCGAUCCAGCCCUGGCAGCCUCCUGGACACCAUUGAGGACUUAGGAGAUGACCCAGCCCUGAGUUUAAGGUCUAGCACAAACCAGGCAGAUCCCCGGACAGAAACCUCUGAGGAGGACAUGGGAGACAAAGCCCCCAAGAGGGUCAAAUCCAUCAAGAAAGUGCCCAGAGCUGAGCCGCUGGCUUCCAAGACUCUGAAGGCUCGGCCCAAGAAGAAGACCUCAGGCGGGGGCGACUCAGCGUGA
Cynocephalus volans (Philippine flying lemur) is the source of this 765-nucleotide messenger RNA. It is a transcript of the gene REEP2, whose product is annotated as receptor accessory protein 2. Gene Ontology annotation, cellular component: cytoplasmic microtubule; endoplasmic reticulum membrane. Gene Ontology annotation, molecular function: taste receptor binding; microtubule binding. Bases 1 to 765 code for a protein of 254 amino acids. The record is from RefSeq and is a predicted model, not a curated record. The transcript has 8 exons. Lineage: Eukaryota; Metazoa; Chordata; Mammalia; Dermoptera; Cynocephalidae.